This is a messenger RNA of Morus notabilis, 1814 nucleotides long. RefSeq names its product mediator of RNA polymerase II transcription subunit 19a. The transcript has 7 exons. Lineage: Eukaryota; Viridiplantae; Streptophyta; Magnoliopsida; Rosales; Moraceae. Gene Ontology annotation, molecular function: transcription coregulator activity; transcription factor binding. Gene Ontology annotation, biological process: positive regulation of transcription by RNA polymerase II. The record is from RefSeq and is a predicted model, not a curated record. The coding region runs from base 519 to 1178 and encodes 219 amino acids. Gene Ontology annotation, cellular component: mediator complex.
AAAAAAGAGAGACCAGCAGAGAGAGGCAGAGAAAACCGAAACCCCUCUUUCCAAAAGUCCAAACCCUAGUUCCUUCCAUUCUCCCUCACUGCGAAACCAUCUAGAAUCUUCUUCGAUCUGCGAAUCACGUCUACGAUUCCUCCGAGAUUCCUCUCCGGCCUUCCAAUUCCGGCAAAUUUCUUCGCCGGAAAAUCUCGCGCGCGAAGAAUUUCGUUUUGGAGAAGAACUUUCUCGAUUCGCGGGUGGGUCAAAUUCGUCGCCGGAAUCUGCGCGUCCAUAGGCGAGCGUUCUGAUUUGUCGGAGUUUAUCGGUUUUCGCUGCUCAUUUUCGUCGGGAAUUGAUUUCGAUAGCGAGUUGAAGUCUGGGAGUAAACCCGUUUGCCAAGAAAGAGGAACGAAGACGAAGCGGGAGCUGGAAUUUUACCGUUUUGUCCUCGUGAUCUGAAGCAGUGAGGGAAGUGAAUUUGAGGAUCCAUGUCAAAGGUGUUAACAGCACGCCAUUUCAUGAGAUAUUGACUAAUGGAUCCUGAAAUCAAGAAGUUUGGAAGAGGACCAAGGGAGCUGACUGGUGCUGUUGAUCUUAUAAGUCACUACAAAUUGCUAGCCCACCAUGAUUUUUUCUGCAAGCGGUCACUUCCUUUGGCAAUUGCUGACACACACUAUCUUCACAAUGUGGUGGGAGAUACGGAAAUCAGGAAAGGAGAAGGAAUGCAAUUGGAUCAACUUAUUCAGAAUACAUCGUAUUCAAGAGAUACUAAUGCUCGCAUACAGCCAUUUGACCUAGAUAUUCUUCAAGAGGCCUUCCAACUUAGGGAAACUGGCCCCAUUGAUUUGCCACCAGCAGAGAAGGGAAUUCUGACUAUUGCAGGGAAGUCAAAGAGUGAGUUCAAGGACAAGGAGAGGAAACAUAAAAAGCACAAGGACAGGGAUAAGGAAAAAGAUAAAGAGCAUAAGAAGCACAAGCACCAUCAUAAGGAUCGUAGUAAAGAUAAAGACAAGGAUAAGAAGAAGGAUAAAAGUGGACAUCAUGAUUCUGGUGCUGACCACACAAAGAAACACCAUGAAAAGAAAAGGAAGCAUGAAGGAGAUGAAGAUAUUAAUGAUGUUCACAGGCACAAAAAAAGUAAGCAUAAGAGCUCAAAAAUUGACGAAAUGGGUGCAAUUAAGGUAGCAGGCUGAAAUCGUGGCAUCCAAACCUUGUUUUGUUUUCCUCGUUGCUUGUCGUUUAGAGUUUGGAGGGGUCUAUUAUUUGACGUAUGAAAUUGCUUGAGACUAGCUUUUGAACUGACUAAAGAUUGGGGAGGUGAAUUCACCUCUUGAGAAAUAUGUGGAGUCAAGGUAAAAGUUAAGUGAAAAUGAACUUUUUCUUCCCCUUUUGUAUAAUAACAAUCGUCUUAUAUGAAUGCUCGUAAUGGAAGGAACUCUGAUCUUUACUUCUGUGGUCGCUUUAUGUCAUGUACACAAGUUAAUAUUUGAUCGCUUAUUUUUUUCCCCUGUUAGAUUUUCAGUCAUAUUAACUCAUUUUUAGAGUUAGAGUCUUCAGUUGUAGGGAGAAUAGGUGAAGAAGGGUUUGCGUUCCCCAUUUUCCCCCCCUUUUUUCUGUUGUAUCAAUGAAAAAUUGUAGUUGCUAAAAGGGCUUUUUGUUGAUUUGGGUUUUAACCCAGAGGUCCUUGAAAACGUUCCAAAAUUUUGCUAGUUAGAUUUCAGAAGGACUGUAAUGUAAAUCUCGGCUCUUUAUUUUUCUUCUUAUUUAAUUUUUGCGUUUUACUGGGGGGUUGGGUCUUCCCAUUAAAGUUUUCAGCUCUAAUGAUAAUA